Molecule: messenger RNA, 6947 nt
Organism: Trichobilharzia regenti
Lineage: Eukaryota; Metazoa; Platyhelminthes; Trematoda; Strigeidida; Schistosomatidae
Source: the annotation of a GenBank genome assembly
GCGUGUGAGUGAGAUGGAGACGGAAUAUGCUGAAUUAGUUGGUGAAGGCGUAGUUGAUGAGAGGGAAGCGGAGGCGUCAGCGGAGGCGGUGGUGGCAGCUGAAGCAGAAGCUGAAGCUGAGGUGGAACUGGAAGUGGAAGCUGAGUCGGCUGUGCAAGUGUCAGGUGAAUCAUUGGGGCAAGUUGAAUGGGAAGCAGAAAGUGAAGCGGCUGCACACGUUCAGUGGGAAGGUGUGUCUGUCAUCGCGCCAGUGGGAUCGGAGUCUGAGGCGAUUUCAGAGACUGCAGGGGAAGGCGAAUCUGAGCGAUUGGCUGAGAGUGUGAGUGAGAUGGAGACGGAAUAUGCUGAAUUAGUUGGUGAAGGCGUAGUUGAUGAGAGGGAAGCGGAGGCGUCAGCGGAGGCGGUGGUGGCAGCUGAAGCAGAAGCUGAAGCUGAGGUGGAACUGGAAGUGGAAGCUGAGUCGGCUGUGCAAGUGUCAGGUGAAUCAUUGGGGCAAGUUGAAUGGGAAGCAGAAAGUGAAGCGGCUGCACACGUUCAGUGGGAAGGUGUGUCUGUCAUCGCGCCAGUGGGAUCGGAGUCUGAGGCGAUUUCAGAGACUGCAGGGGAAGGCGAAUCUGAGCGAUUGGCUGAGCGUGUGAGUGAGAUGGAGACGGAAUAUGCUGAAUUAGUUGGUGAAGGCGUAGUUGAUGAGAGGAAAGCGGAGGCGUCAGCGGAGGCGGUGGUGGCAGCUGAAGCAGAAGCUGAAGCUGAGGUGGAACUGGAAGUGGAAGCUGAGUCGGCUGUGCAAGUGUCAGGUGAAUCAUUGGGGCAAGUUGAAUGGGAAGCAGAAAGUGAAGCGGCUGCACACGUUCAGUGGGAAGGUGUGUCUGUCAUCGCGCCAGUGGGAUCGGAGUCUGAGGCGAUUUCAGAGACUGCAGGGGAAGGCGAAUCUGAGCGAUUGGCUGAGCGUGUGUGUGAGAUGGAGACGGAAUAUGCUGAAUUAGUUGGUGAAGGCGUAGUUGAUGAGAGGGAAGCGGAGGCGUCAGCGGAGGCGGUGGUGGCAGCUGAAGCAGAAGCUGAAGCUGAGGUGGAACUGGAAGUGGAAGCUGAGUCGGCUGUGCAAGUGUCAGGUGAAUCAUUGGGGCAAGUUGAAUGGGAAGCAGAAAGUGAAGCGGCUGCACACGUUCAGUGGGAAGGUGUGUCUGUCAUCGCGCCAGUGGGAUCGGAGUCUGAGGCGAUUUCAGAGACUGCAGGGGAAGGCGAAUCUGAGCGAUUGGCUGAGAGUGUGAGUGAGAUGGAGACGGAAUAUGCUGAAUUAGUUGGUGAAGGCGUAGUUGAUGAGAGGGAAGCGGAGGCGUCAGCGGAGGCGGUGGUGGCAGCUGAAGCAGAAGCUGAAGCUGAGGUGGAACUGGAAGUGGAAGCUGAGUCGGCUGUGCAAGUGUCAGGUGAAUCAUUGGGGCAAGUUGAAUGGGAAGCAGAAAGUGAAGCGGCUGCACACGUUCAGUGGGAAGGUGUGUCUGUCAUCGCGCCAGUGGGAUCGGAGUCUGAGGCGAUUUCAGAGACUGCAGGGGAAGGCGAAUCUGAGCGAUUGGCUGAGCGUGUGAGUGAGAUGGAGACGGAAUAUGCUGAAUUAGUUGGUGAAGGCGUAGUUGAUGAGAGGGAAGCGGAGGUGUCAGCGGAGGCGGUGGUGGCAGCUGAAGCAGAAGCUGAAGCUGAGGUGGAACUGGAAGUGGAAGCUGAGUCGGCUGUGCAAGUGUCAGGUGAAUCAUUGGGGCAAGUUGAAUGGGAAGCAGAAAGUGAAGCGGCUGCACACGUUCAGUGGGAAGGUGUGUCUGUCAUCGCGCCAGUGGGAUCGGAGUCUGAGGCGAUUUCAGAGACUGCAGGGGAAGGCGAAUCUGAGCGAUUGGCUGAGCGUGUGAGUGAGAUGGAGACGGAAUAUGCUGAAUUAGUUGGUGAAGGCGUAGUUGAUGAGAGGGAAGCGGAGGCGUCAGCGGAGGCGGUGGUGGCAGCUGAAGCAGAAGCUGAAGCUGAGGUGGAACUGGAAGUGGAAGCUGAGUCGGCUGUGCAAGUGUCAGGUGAAUCAUUGGGGCAAGUUGAAUGGGAAGCAGAAAGUGAAGCGGCUGCACACGUUCAGUGGGAAGGUGUGUCUGUCAUCGCGCCAGUGGGAUCGGAGUCUGAGGCGAUUUCAGAGACUGCAGGGGAAGGCGAAUCUGAGCGAUUGGCUGAGCGUGUGAGUGAGAUGGAGACGGAAUAUGCUGAAUUAGUUGGUGAAGGCCUAGUUGAGUUGGUAUACUCGGAAUCUGAAUUUCCUCGGGAAGCAUCUUCUUCCGCGUAUUCGGAAUUUGCAUUGCAAUAUCCUCCUGAUUCUUCAUGUUUUCCUCCCUGUCUUUCUGCUUUCGAUGAGCUUCUGUUAACUGAUUCGAAUUGUGAUAUUUUUUCUGAAGCUCCUGCUAAUUUUCCCAAUACGCUCGCUGGUGAUGUAUUCAUUUCUCAAGCGUUGCCGCCUUCCUUUGUUGGUUGUUCUUCUGUAGUGGAAUCGCCGGAUGUUUCUUCUGCUUUUGUUGAUUUUGAACUUUGUUCUGCUUCAUCAUCUUGUAUAUCUGUUCAUAACGGUUUGUCUGAGUUUUCGAAGUUUGAUUUGCAAUCUGCUCCAUCUUUAGAUUUGAAUGAUUCUGCUAGUCCACCUUGCGCUUUGCUCCUAGGUCUUAGUAGUUACCUGAAACCUGAAAAUGGCUGUGUUUUGGAUUCACCUGAUAUGUGUAGAGAAGAUGCUAUUUAUCCCGCUGAAUCCUCUGAAAUUCCUGAAAAUCUUGAUACGUUAAAUUAUCGGGAUGAUUCUCCUACAGACGUUAAAACUGAAAUUUCUACGGUGAAGGAGAUGUUUUUUGAGACUUCUUCUAUCCUGCUACCAGAAGCAUCUGUUCUUGGUGUUACUGGAUAUGAACGUAUUUCGCCUGACGAACUUGGGACAUCAAACAUAGUUCCACCCAUAUUAACCGCAAAUGCAACAUUAUCAACGCUUUCAGAAGUCAGUGGAUGUCCAGCUGAGUCCUUUUCCGAUGAACAUCUGUCAUUAUCUAACAAUGAAAUGACUACGUAUUUUGAUGGCUCUACUCCGGAGAAGCUGACAGACUUUUCAUCCGUUGCAUCUUUCCGCCUACCUGAUUAUUGUGAUGAGAAAUUUAAAGUUAGGCCAAUAUCUAAGGAAACCGCUGUUUAUGAUAAAAUUUCUCCUUCUGUUAUUGAGGCGUCUGGCUCAAGUUUUCCUCGUGAUUCUGCUCACGCUGUAACGAACUUAGAAAUGGAUAGUUUAGAAAAAUCUGUUUCUUCUGGAAAAUCUGAUUUAACAUAUCUUGCUGCUGCCUCAGGUGCUAAUGUAGCUGUAGAGUUUACAGAAGAAGAGGAAGAAGACGAGGAACCUCCUGAAGCACAUGCUUCCACAGUGAAAGUGCCUGAACAUGGUGAUGCUAGUCAACUAGUUCACUCUGCCUUAGAUAGAUCUGUUAGGGUGCUAAAUCGUCUGCAAACGUAUGGAUUUCGAGGUAGCAUUUCGCCUACAAGUUUUUAUAGUAACCAACCAAACUGGCAUUCGUCCGACACUAAAAUAACAUCUCCAUAUAAAGAAAGUAAUGAAGAAAAUGUAAAAGUUCUCUCUCAGAUACAAAGUGAUUAUCCGAGUACUUCUUCAACAAACACCGAAGUACAUAAGAUGGAAGAGUUUGGCCGUGAUGAACUUGAUGACUUUGAUGGUGACAGUCUUGAAGGCUUCUGUAUUCCAUUCGAACUGGAUAGUACAGGUGAUGAUGCAAGAAAAAUUCACACUGAUGAGCCGAAAUGCGAACGUACUGGGCUAUCUCCAAUACCUGAAACAGUCAUCGGAGAUCAGUUCUCCAACUCUGACAAGGAAUUAAAGGCUGAUUUAGAAGAUCAGCAGGACUAUCUCUCGAAAAAGGACGUACUUAGACACCAAUACGCAAUUCCUGACUUUACGGGAUCCUGUCGCUCCAUUAGUUCUAUAAGUAAUACCCUAUUCAGUUCUGAACAAGAUUUGCAGGGAAGUUCAACUCCAGAUGAAUCAAGUAAGGAAAGCCAAUCUACAAUCGUUAAUAUCGGUAUGCUGAAAAGGUCACCAGUAAUUUCUCAUUUUUUAGGAAAAAGAGAGGAAACAAGUGACCAACGGGAAAAAGAGAAUUUAGAUGCAUACGAAUGUGACAAUACGCAACUGCUUGAAUCUAGAACUACCUUAGCUUCCGUUGAAAGUGACCUCAACUUCGUCGAUAAUGAAACAAAAUUGGCAUGUGAUAAUACAACAUUAGAGUAUUCACCUAGUAACCUUAGAAAAAGAUCAGUUAACUCCUUAUCUAAUCUUUUAGGGUCGGAAACUAAGAUAAGAAAGGCGGAUUCGAAAACAUCUACAAAUUUUAGUAGCAUUUCAGUAUCGCAACCUAUUUAUACAACUGGAAAAAAAAUAAGUGCUGCGCAAAAUGAGUUCCAGAGGUCCAUGGAAGGACAUGCGACCAGUUUUCCACAACUUUCUCAAGAACACAAAAUAUAUACAGUUACAGAUUCAUCUAAGUUGAAAGAUAUAAAUGUUUCUAAUGUCCAGUCUAAUUUCUCAGCACCGGUUAUUGAUGAAACAAAGAAAUCAAAAACAAGCAGUGAUAAUAUCGCCAGCAGUUCAUUGUCCGAAUUUGAACGGUUAGAAAAGGAAUUAGGUACAAGCGACUCUACCUCUCCUAGUAGUGGUCAUAAAGGCAGUGGUGAAGAUAUCAGUUCUCAUACAUCUUCACUUUCUGAGUAUCUGAGGCAUGAAAAGGAAUGUGAGAAUUGUGAAGAUAACUUCGUAUUACCAUCAGAUUCAAUAAUUAAGUCAAGAUUAAAUGAAAUGAUGGAUUUAAACACUAAAGUGAAAGCAGAAGUGUUACCUACAAGUUUAAUAGCUCCAAGCUAUGGACAGAUAUCAACCAUUUAUGAAGAUCUUGCAGAACACCACACAAGUUCACUAUCACAAAGCAUAGAAUCACCCACAACUUCACAUUAUUCAACCAAAGAGGAUAACCAAACUUCAUUUAUGAACUUAUGUCAAAAAGAUGAAAACAAAUCACAUACAAUAUGUUCUGAUGCUGUAGUUUCAGUUAUUCAUUCAAGAAUGUCCAGUGAUCGUUUAGACGUUGAGAAAAUUGCUGAAAGUUUAACUUCCAGUUCAGAAAUCGAAAUUUUGAUAGACAGAGCAGAUGACCAAAUGAGUGGAUUGCUAGAAGCCGACUCAUUAAUUUAUUCUUCAAUCUACGAUUCUUUAAUACCUUCUGGUUAUGAAAACAGUAUUUUUGAGGUAAAAAAUGCGAUGUUUGGAACAGAUUAUGAUUGGAGAGACCCGUUAUUACGUGGAAGAGACUCAUUAGAAGAGAGUGAGCAUGGACAAAUUAAUAAAGUGACAGAUUCCCUCUGUACCACAUCAUCAUCAGCUUUUUCAAACCAGAUGAGUACAAAUGGAACAGAGCAAUCAGAAAAUGAUGAUCAAGGCAUAACAGAGUUUGAUUCUGCACACAUUGAUAUCUUACAUCAACAAUAUUUCGAAACUAUUGACGAAAAAGAACUUUGUAAUCUACCUUUAGAUGAAACAUCUCUUGCUGAAAAUGUGACUUCAACAACUCCCUUAGAACUACCUGAGUCAAUACGCCCUAUUGGGCAAAAGGAUUCCAGUGAACCAGUGUCCCGAGUUGCGAAGGAUGAAAUGCCUAGUGCGCUCACUUCUGUAAAUAUAAUGACUGACUCAUUAGAUGAUGGCAAUAAAGCAAUAGAUCGAAUAAAUGUCACACUUUCUCCAACUUUAUAUUCAGUACCACCUGCAUACAGCAUUUUCGAAGUGUCUUCACAUCCAACAAUUACAACACAAAGUAGAUAUGAUUUGAAACCUAACUUAUUAGUCCACGAACCUAAAACAAAUAUAUCUUCACCAGUAGUAAUAACCCCUGAAGCUGAACAUUUUUCGGUUGUAGGUGAAGUCAGGGCACCUAACACAUCUAAGGUAUUUGCUCCGUCAUCAGUCAACGACUCUAAGAUGGGUUCGAAUCAUGAAACAAGCAUAUUUGAUAUCUCUGAAGAUGAAGUUGUUGUAGAAAAUAAACGCGUCUGUGAUAUAAAAAGACAACCAAUGAGCAAACGUCUUCAACAAGACAACACCAUAAAAGAAAACGUUUCAAUGGUUAUUCAAGAACAAGAAGCAAAAGAGGGUGUAAAAUCAGAGAAAUCGCAGGUGCAUGCAAAGCUCUUGAAUGAAGAAUUGACAGGAUCGCCAGCAAAUGAAGCUCCCGCAGAUUCAGAAUAUGUAAUAAUAGAUAUAAUGGAUGCAAAAGGUGACUCAGAACAGACUACCUAAUUCAAGAAGAAUAAAGUAUGAUAAUCAGUUUUGUGUAAGUUAGCUUGUAAGGCUAACUUAUGCAUGCACACACAUUUGAAUGUGGCUGUAUCUCUCGUUCACUUUGUGUCAACGUGAAACAUUCCAAAAUUUGCUAUUUGCAUUUCAGCUUUUGAAAUUAGAUUCGUGGGGUAUUCAUUUUCCUAACUUAUAUCUGUUAUUUAUUACUCUUGCCGAGAUUAUUGUGGCACAAGUUUUUUUCAUCUAAACUCAUCAUUAUUCAGACAUUACUCUCAUUAAUCAACUACUAAGAGCUCAUCGGAGUUUUUAAAAAGAAACAUAGAAAUUCCUGAACUUUGUUUCCUUUUAUCAGUAUCCUACAUUAACACAAAUAUACACACAGGCAGAUACACACACAAAUCCUUUAAUGAUCCACUGGAGUUUGCAAGGUGAAACUUCAUCUGUAAUUUCAUAAACUGGACUGAUCGUUCUGGAUGACACUGGUGUUCAAUUCUCAAAGACCUAUCAUUCUUCAAGCGUGAUGAAGACGUAAGGUAUUUAUUUUCAAAUUAUUAUUGUCAUUAAUAAAGUUAUUUACCCAAUUUCAUCU